Nilaparvata lugens (brown planthopper) is the source of this 2022-nucleotide messenger RNA. Its product is annotated as zinc finger protein 771-like. Bases 1192 to 1806 code for a protein of 204 amino acids. Gene Ontology annotation, biological process: regulation of transcription by RNA polymerase II. The transcript is spliced from 2 exons. Lineage: Eukaryota; Metazoa; Arthropoda; Insecta; Hemiptera; Delphacidae. Gene Ontology annotation, molecular function: DNA-binding transcription factor activity; RNA polymerase II cis-regulatory region sequence-specific DNA binding. The record is from RefSeq and is a predicted model, not a curated record.
UGCGUCUGUCAAUACGCGGCUUUCAUCCUUAGGGGAAAGGGCUGUUGAAAUCCCCUCUAUGAUUUUCGAUUAUUUUGUCAUUUCAAUUAAUUACAGUAGGUGGAAGUGAUUAAUCAUCAUGACUCAUUCAAUUUUAUUAGGCACAAUGGAUUUCGAAGGAGGAGAGUACAGCUACAGAUGCCACAGUCGAUCCAGACCAGUCCAGAUUCAGCCAAACAACUUGGAUGGUCAAGGACAAGACAACUCAGGGUCAAUGACACAUUCUCAACAUUAAGGACCAGACAUGGACAUCUGUGAUUGGCCAAUCUAUGGACCAGAUGAAGCUGAAGACACCAUUGAAGAAAAACACCAGAUUCAGCAUAACAUGGAUAAUCAGGUUGUAUAUUUAGACCACAAUUAUUCAAAACAUCGAUUUGAAAUUAUAGUGCUAAAGCCAGAGGUCCUGAUUGAAGAAGAAGAACACCAACAACAGGAAGGAAUAGUGAAAGGAGAGGAGAUCCAGCAAGAAAAUGAUACAGGCAUACAGAUUGAAAGCAUCUAUUCUCUCUCAACAGAUAGACUGAACUGUGACCCCUUUAUACCUGAACACUUGAAAGUUGAAAAUGAAGAAGAAUCUUAUGAAACAAACUCUGAAACAUUAGUGGAUAUUGAAGACAUAGUGAUUCUGAUACAUUAUUUACACAUUGCGAAAGUAUAAGCUUACCACCAGGAGUAUGUAUAUCAAACUCUGUUGGACAAGGAGGUUCAAGCUCCAUCAAUAGAUCAGUUGAUGAAACUCUUGAGAACACUUUGAUCAACGAUUCUGAUGAAGACCUCAAUGAGGUGGACUUAUUAAUAAAAAAUGCAAGAAAGAAUGUGAUUGAUGCAGAAAGUGAUAGUGACUUAACUGAAUGUCAUUUGUGUGGUGGAGAAUUCAGCAACAUCAGAGAAUUAAAUCUUCAUUGUAGAAUACACACAGCUGGGAAACAACAUAAGUACUGUAACUACAAAACAAUAAAAAAAUCAAAUCUCACCCAACAUUCAAGGAUUCACACUGGAAAGAGACCCUACAGCUGUGAUUUCUAUACCUACAAAGCUAAUCAGAAAUCUGAUCUCACCAAACAUAUAAGGAUUCACACUGGUGAAAAACCCUAUACCUGUGAUUUUUGUGGCUACAAGGCAACAAAGAAAUCAGCUAUCACCCAACAUCUAAUGAUUCACACUGGAGAGAGACCAUUCAGCUGUGAUUUCUGUGACUACAAAGCUAAUCAGAAAUCUGAUCUCACCAAACAUAUAAAAACUCACACUGGAGAGACACCAUUCAGCUGUGAUUUCUGUGAUUACAAAACAAUAAAAAAAUCAAAUCUCACCCAACAUUUAAGGAUUCACACUGGAGAGAGACCCUACAGCUGUGGUUUCUGUGACUAUAAAGCAACAGUAAAAUCAAAUCUCACCCAACAUUUAAGGAUUCACACUGGAGAUAGACCCUUCAGCUGUGAUUUUUGUGACUACAAAGCAACAGAGAAAUCAUCUCUCACCAAACAUAUAAGGAUUCACACCGGUGAAAAACCCUAUACCUGUGAUUUUUGUGACUACAAGGCAACAAACAAAUCAGCUAUCACCCAACAUUGGAGGAUUCACACUGAUGAAAGACCCUACAGCUGUGAUCUCUGUGAUUAUAAAUCAAUACAAAAAUCAAAUCUCACCCAACAUAUAAGGACUCACACUGGAGAGAGACCCUUCAGAUGUAAUUUCUGUGACUACAAAUCAACACACAAAUCAGCUCUCAACAGACAUCUGAGGACGCACACUAAAGAAAGAUCCUAGAGCUGUGAUUUCUAUGACUACAAAACAAAUCUAAAAAACAUUUAAGGAAACACAUUUGCAAAAAACUUUGAAAUUCAAUUUUUCCAUACAAAAUCUCUUACAAUCCAAAACAACAUUCAAAUACUCAAAAUAUUUAACUGAUUUCUGAGGCCCCAUAACUCUUACAACAGCUCAACUCUCAAAACUCUGAACCAUUCAUUAACAUAGAAAAUAUAU